CCGCCCGCCAAAAAAACAAAAAAACUUUUUCUUUUUUUUUUCAAAAAACUAAAAAAACAAAAUGUCCAACACUACCAUUGCUGCCCAGCCUGCUGCUGCCCCCGCUGCUGCCGCCGGCGCUGCCCCGGCUGCUGCCAACACCACCACCGUCGUUGCCAACGCCGCUGCCGGUGCCGCCCCCAGCUUCCCCUCGGGCUCGCUGUAUGUCGGCGACCUCCACCCCGAGGUUACCGAAGCCCAGCUCUUCGAGAUUUUCAACAACAUUGGCCCGGUCGUCUCCAUCCGUGUCUGCCGUGACGCCAUCACCCGUCGCUCCCUCGGCUAUGCCUACGUCAACUUCCACGCCGCCGUCGAUGCCGAGCGUGCCCUCGACACCCUCAACUACAGCCUCAUCCGUGGCAAGCCUUGCCGCAUCAUGUGGUCCCAGCGCGACCCCGCCGUUCGCAAGUCCGGCCUCGGCAACGUGUUCAUCAAGAACCUCGACAAGACCAUUGACAACAAGGCUCUCCUCGACACCUUCUCUGCGUUCGGCAACAUUCUGUCGUGCAAGGUCGUGACCGACGAGAACGGCUCGAAGGGCUAUGGCUUUGUCCACUACGAGACCCAGGAGGCUGCCGAGACCGCCAUUGCCAAGGUCAACGGCAUGGUCAUCAACGGCAAGCAGGUCUUUGUCGGCAUCUUUGUGCCCCGCAAGGAGCGCGUCGAGCUCGGCGAGGGUGUCACCAAGUUCACCAACGUCUUUGUCAAGAACCUCCCUGAGGACACCACUGACGCUGCCCUCAACGACAUGUUCAGCAAGUUUGGCAAGAUCACCUCUGUUGUCAUCAUGAAGUCGAGCGACGACGACAAGUCCAAGGGCUUUGGCUUUGUCUGCUACGAGAAGGUCGAGGACGCCCAGGCCGCCGUCAACGCUCUGAACGGCACCGAGCUUGCUGGCAAGACCCUGUUUGUCGCCCGUGCCCAGAAGAAGGCCGAGCGCGAGGCAGAGCUCAAGCAGCGCUACGAUGCCCUCCGUCUGGAGCGCAUCAACAAGUACCAGGGCAUCAACCUGUACGUCAAGAACCUCGACGACGCCAUCGACGAGGACAAGAUCCGCACCGAGUUUGCCCCCUUCGGCACCAUCACCUCGGUCAAGAUCAUGCGCGACGAGAAGGGCAAGUCCCGUGGCUUUGGCUUUAUCUGCUUCUCGAGCGCCGAGGAGGCCACCAAGGCCGUCACUGAGAUGAACGGCCAGACCAUCCAGGGCUUCCCCAAGCCGCUGUACGUCGCUCUUGCUCAGCGCGCCGAGGACCGUCGCGCUCAGCUUGCUGCUCACUUUGCCCAGCAGCGCGGCAACAUGGGCGGCCGCAUGGCUGGCGGUGUCAUCGCUGGCAUGCCCCCGCAGUACAUGGCUGGCCCCCAGAUGUUCUACGCUGGUGUUCCCCAGAACCGCGGCAUGGUCUACCCCCAGAACGUCAUGCGCCGUGGUGCCUGGCCCGCCAACGUCCCCGUCGGUGUCGCCGCUGGCGCCCGCCCCGGCUUUGGCCCCUUCAUGGCUGUUCCCCAGGGCGUUCCCCGCCAGGCUGGCAACAACUCGCGCGGCGGCAACCGUGCUCCCCGCGCUGGUGCCCCCGGCAUGAUCAACCAGCAGUUCCCCCAGCAACAGCAGCCCCAGCAGCCCCAGCAGCCCCAGCAGCAGCAAUCCCUCCGCGCUGGCCAGGCCGCUUCCGGCGCUCCUCGUCAGCAGGGUGCCCAGCAGGGCGCCGGUGCUCGUCAAGCCAUCCCCAAGACUGCCGGCCGCCAGGGUGCCUCCGCCACCGCUCCCGCCCCCAGCGACGAGCGUCUUGCCAACCUUUCCCAGUUCGACCUUGCCACCCAGAAGCGCGUUCUUGGUGAGACCCUCUUCCCCCUGAUUGCCGCCACCCAGGCCGACCUUGCCGGCAAGAUCACUGGCAUGCUCCUCGAGAUGGACAACACUGAGCUUCUCCACCUCAUCUCCGUCCCCGACGCUCUUGCCGAGAAGGUCCAGGAGGCCGUCACUGUGCUCCAGACCCACGGUGCUCAAAACUAAAGCCAAUCUGGUUUCCCCCUUUUUUUCUCUUCUUUUCUUUUUUGAUUGAUUUUUUUUAAAUUGUCGGGUUUCGGGUUUGUUUCCUUUUCCCCCUUUGCCUUCUCUUUUUCAAACCGCAGUGAUGUCGUCCUUGUGAUCGGAGCGUCUGAUCGGCGCUGGUCCGAGUUCUUUCCUUGCCAUCAUGCGUGUCCUUCUUUUUUUUUUCUUCUUUGCUGCCAUUCAUUCCCACACUUCAUUUAUUGGGCGGAAGUGUCGAAUGCAAUUGUGCCAGUGGUCAAUCUUAUUUUUUGCCAGCUUGUCCACUAAAAAAAAAUACACACAGACAUUCAAAAACACACCACAAAACAC
Molecule: messenger RNA, 2398 nt
Organism: Capsaspora owczarzaki ATCC 30864
Lineage: Eukaryota; Filasterea; Ministeriida; Capsasporidae
Product: poly A binding protein
Exons: 2
Coding region: 62-2050 (662 amino acids)
Cellular component (GO): ribonucleoprotein complex
Molecular function (GO): RNA binding
Source: RefSeq, a predicted model, not a curated record